CUUCAGCUGUUGGGGCUGAACGUCAGUGUUACGAUAAUAUUAAUUUAAUAUUAUUUGUGGAGCCUAUAUAAAGCAGAGUUUGCCAGUUUGUAAAAGCUCAGGCUUUCUUGUCAACCAUGGUGAACAGUUCCCAGUGUCCAAAGACAGGCUUACCCUGUUGUGUGACAGAUGGUACUUUUUAUUAAAUUCAUUUUCCAAACUUGAGUAUACAGUGUCCAUUAGAAUGGAUGAAUUCUUUUCUGAGACUUACAGCCAGCGUGGGUCUCUUGUGUGUCAUUAAACCAGUGUGUUUGCAGCACGUGUGCCAGAUUUUCUUCCAUUUUUAAAGAUUAUCUAGGACAGCAAUAUGCUGGAAAUUUCUCUUCAGGAAGUUCUUAUUAUUUUGGGGAUAAUGUUUUGAUUUUUUAGACAAAGCUCACCUAGUGUGAGGUAGGAAAAAAUGUUUACAAGAUGUUGAGUCUUGGGCUCCAUCCUGCAUUUGCCAAUCACUACAUGAGGGAUGUCACAUGAGCCAUGUGCACAGGACACUUCAACUCUGUGAUAUUUUAUCUUAAAGGUUUGACUUCAGUGUGCAUUUAGGACCUAGCUGCUAUUCAGGAAUUUAAUUCUUAAUUUAGAUAUUUUAAUAAAAACUGCCCCAAAUUUGUGCUCUGCUGAAAACAGCUGUUUGAAAUAUUUUUAUUGAAAAAAGCCCUAGAGUUUUGAUAAUGAAUUUCUUUGUUCUUGGGCCUAUGAAAUUGUCAAGAUUCAAGCAAGCUUAGAUUUAUAAAUUCUUGAGCGUGCUCAUAGUCCUACCAUAAGAUAUUUUUCUUCUUUUUUUAUUAGUUUCUUCCCUGAGAAAUGGGAAGCUACAAAGCUAAAACUUGAGACUAAAAUGCAAAUUAGAUUAUUUUAGAAAACCUAAGUUAUACUCUGCACUUGAACCAGUGUCAUGAUAAAGCAAAAAUUCUCUCUAAUUUCAGUGUUGAUGUUCCUACUCACUUAGAUGCAAAUUUUAUGCUUUAAAGGUUUUUUCCAAUAGCUAUGUGAAAUAUGUUGAAAAAUCUUAUUAUAUAAACAGUUAAAAGAUAGACUGGUGUAGAAACUGGGCAAUAGUAGUGAUUCAAGAAAAGAAUUGUCACAAUAUAGCAAUUUUCUGGUAACGUCAUCAUGUUUUUAUGUUCCUGCUCAGCUAUUAACUUUCCUUCUUCUGUCCAUAUUGCUGAUAGUAGACCAAGAGCUAAAUGACUGCUUACAUGGAGUAUAUACCAUGCCCAAAUGAGCUAUUCUCUUAAAUGAAAAAUGAGAUUGAGUACCAGGCUGAGUAGCUUAGCUGAGUAAAAAUGGCAAACUCAGCAAGUAAUUUUCUACAAAGAAAUCUCUGAUUAUUCACACAUCAUUUCACCCAUUUAAGGUUUGGGACUUUGUUUGGUGGGAUGAGCUGCCUCCUGUGAAUUUGCUUGCUCCCAAUGGAAACACCUUCCAUUUAGUCCCAAAGCUCUGGCUUUCAUCCUAUACGAUUUUUUUGGCUGAUUAAUCAUCAUGAUUGCUAGGGUAACUUUUACAUUUGUUUAUUUAGUUUAAACUCACUGCAUGGGAUUGUUCUGAGCAUGUGCUCUGUUAUGAUGCCAUAUACCUAAUUUCCUUGCAGUUUUGUGGGAUUUCUAAUACAUUAACUUAUCUUUCUCUUCUCUUACAAAAAGGCUGAAAUGCUGUUGGGGAUGGGAUCAGUCAUUAUGUGUGAGUCUGUCUCUCCCCCUUACUACAACCUCCCCCUCCCCUCUGCAGACUACCCUGCCAGAGCCCCUCCUCUGUCUGGAAGAGGGGAGUUGAAAUAGUGAGCUCCUGCUUUGUGAAGGAAAUUUUCUUUCAGUGCCUUGCUCAGAGGUGCCUUUGAGAGCAGAUGUGUUUGAUGUGUUUUCGUUAACUUCUGGUCUGAGGAGGUGAUGUCGAUGGCCACAGGGUUGCUUGCCAUCAUUUUACUCUGUGCUGUUGUGGCUGGAGCUUCAGGGAGAUCCUCAGAGAGGUUAAGUUAUGGAGCUUCCUGUUUUGCAGAAUGUGCAGGAUACAGUGCAUCAUACUUCCCCAAAAGAGCUAGAUACAGCUACAGGUAUUCUGCAGUCACCAACACAUUCCCCCAGGCAAAUAUUUACAAAAGCAGUGGCAUCUCUCUGGAGAGCACAGUGAUCAUUGAAGUAUUGGGAAAUUGCCAGAUGGCUUUGAAAGUGCAAGAUGUACACAUUAAGAAAACUUUUGCAUCCAGAGAGGAGUCUCUGAAGGAAAUGGACAGUCUAAGGGAAAUACUGGAACAGCAUCCUCUUCAUUUUUCUUUCCGUGAUGGGAAAGUACUGAAGCUCUGUCCUGUGAGGAGUGAACAGACCUGGGCACUGAAUAUCAAGCGAGGCAUUCUCAGUGUCCUGCAGACAUCACAAGAAUUCCCUGCUGGUGCAGUUGUUGAGGAGGUGGAUGUCUUGGGAAUAUGCCCAACCAAGUAUCAGCGAAAGGGUCCCAUUCUUGUAAAGACAAGGGACUUAAACCUCUGCUCCCAUCGCUUUUCUGGUUUGACUUCUGUGCAGUCUGUUGUUCUUCCUCAUGUGUCAUCUGAGCAGCAGAUCCUGUCCUCCCAGCUGGAAUGUUUCCAGAGCAUUAGGGACGGGGUCCUGGAGGAGGCCAAAUGCACCGAGUCCGACCGCGCGACGCUGUUCCCUCAGCAGGGCAGUGGGGCAGAGACACAGACACAGUCUGCACUCAAACUCCUGCAAGUGGAGACAGAGACUCUCUACAGCAAAAGGGACUCUGAGGAUCUGUAUGUGACCAACAUUCUCUAUGAAAGGGAGGUAACUAAGAGGGAGGUCACUGGAGCAGAAGUGACUGAACUGGUGUGGAAGCUUUGCUUAGCGCACAGUGCAAGUUAUGAGACUGCAGACCUUUUCAUGACUCUCGUAUUUGAGCUUCAACAUCUUUCUCUUGAGGCCUUAAGAGCACUAUGGCAAAGAUCAUCAUUUAAGUGCAGAGACAAUUGGCAACCAUUAAUAGAUGCUCUCCCAUCCUGUGUCACAGAGGCAUGUGUUGUGCUAAUGAAAGACCUCAUAGCUUCUGGAGAAGUUGAGGAAGACAACAUAGAAUCUUUCUUCUGGUCAUUUACAUUCAUUCCUAAUCCCACCUCGGGCAUGAUUGAAUCUCUUGCUCCUUUGCUGAAGUCACCUAGAGCAAGCCAGAGCUGCUUCUUGGGAGUAACUACUCUUGUACAUAGGUUUUGUUCAGCUCAUAGCUCCUGUGAUGUUGUACCUGCUGUGCAGAGUGUGAUGAGGACUCUUGGGGAAUUUUUGGGAGGAAACUGUACUGUGCAAGAUUCAGAACAUCUCAGCAAGAUGCGGCUGGUGCUGAAAGCCAUCGGAAAUGCGGGCCUGGCGGCGGCUCCACUGGCUCCUGCUCUGAGUGCGUGCGCUGCCCUGCAGAGCCAUCCCAUGGAAAUCCGCCUGGCUGCUGUGCAGGCCUUCCGGCGCCUUCCCUGCGCUGCCAGGAAUGCUAUAUUACUUCAGUUGUAUCAAGCAACCAACGAAGAUGUGGAAAUAAGAAUUUCUGCUUAUUAUAUAGCAAUGAAAUGUCCACAUGAAGAGUUAUUUAAACAAGUGCAAAAGACUUUGCUGAAAGAAACAUCCAGUCAAGUGGGCUCCUUUGUUUGGAGUCAUCUGUCUCAGCUCCUGGAGACAGAUGAUCCAUUGAAGGCGCACCUUCGAGAUUCCAUUCCUGAUGAAAUUCUUAGCAAAGAUUUUGACUGGGAGAUAUGGAAGUACUCCUCAUACUCUGAUGUCACCUUUCACUCAGGUGGUGCAGGUGCAAAUAUGGAAGCAUCAGUGGUCUUUUCUCCUACAUCUUUUCUACCACGAUCAGCCAUGACAAAUUUGACUGUUCACUUUAUGGGACAAGCUAUAAAUCUACUGGAGGUUGGUGUACGAUUGGAGAAUGCUGAAACUCUCAUGGAGAAGGUUUUCUGGCCGAAAUCUUCUACUUUCAGAGACUAUUUUUUUGGAAAUACUAAUGAAGGAAACCACAAAUCAGGAACCCCAGUGGAAACAGCAGAGAAAGUCAAGAAAAGGAACCCAGCUUUGAAGCGAGAUGGCCCCACUGAUCAUCUUGUGAGCAAGUCUGGCAAGCCAAAGCUGAGAAAAACAAACCAAAAUUGUCUGGGAAGAAAAUAUAGUAAGAUGAAUGAGUUAGUCAAAAAGUUCACUGAGCGAACAGUAAGAAAGGAGGUGCUGAAAUGUGAGCUAAGCAUGAAAAUCUUUGGAAACGAACUUAGCUUCUUAGAUUGUGAAGAUUUUAGAAAACAAAUGAAACAUUAUUCCUUAAAUCUGGCUGAGUUGGCUGUCAAACUUCUGAAGGGGCAGGAGAUCCAGUUUAAUAAAAGGAUGAUCUUGGCCACUGAAGAACUGCAUUUUCCAGCAAUUUCAGGCUUUCCUGUUCAACUGGCAGUCAGUGCCUCAGCAGCAAUCGACAUAAAAAUCAAAGGGAAUGCGAAUUUCAAAGAACAGUACAAUGUCUUUCUAAAUGGAUAUAUCAAGCCAAGUGCAUUUGUCCAGCUUUCUGUCCAAAUGGGAAUUGUGGGGAGUCUGGGACAAGCUGGCCUAAAGUGGUUAACAGGAAUGAGGACAUCCACUAGUCUUGAUGGGGGAAUCCAGGUGAAGAAAGGGAAAGAGCUCAAGGUUUUCUUGAACACUCCAGAAGAAUCUAUGGAGAUAAUAAAUUUCAGCUCUAAACUCUACUUCAGAAUGGUGGAUGAGACAGAAGAUAUAGAUAUCUUCCAAGACCACACAGAAACCAGAUCUUGCACUAGGGCAGAAGUGUCUGAGAUAAUUGGAUGGCAGCUGUGUUCUGAAAUGUCCUAUCCUGACCCAGCCAGUGGUUUGGUUUUCCCCCUCACUGGACCUUUGAGAGUGGCUGUGACAUUAACUAAGCAAGACAGAGGCCUGCAGCAGUACGUGCUGGAAGCUGCCUAUAACUACAUAGCUCAGGAGAAUUCAUGGAUCCCAAGUGAAGCUGUCUUUCAUUUCUUCGUUGGGACUCCAAAGUCAGACUUUAAAAGAGAUGUUGGUGUUGACCUGAGUUUUAGUGUCCCGCAGAAGGAAUUCAGAAUCCUAUUUAUACAACCUAAGAAAAAAAUUGAGAUUGAUGGGAGGAUUGAGUUUUCUAAAAAUUCCCAAGUUGGACACCUGGAGCUGAUAGUGGAUGACCGAGAUGUGUAUUACAUUAAGGGAAUGGCAGAUUUGCAGAUGCUGAGUGGAGAGCAGAGAUACAUGACCCAGCUGGAGGUAAAGCUGAUAAAGCAAGGCAGUCCUAUCAUUCUGUCAGGAAACAUUACUAAACAGCUUGGCAAGAAGAUAACUUUUUCAGUCUCUCUGAAUAAUUUGUUGAAGGAUGCUGCAUUUCUUUCAGCACUUCUGGAGAAAAAGAUUAAUGAUAAGAUGAGACAAUAUUCGUUGGAAGGGGAGACUCACCUUCCAGGUGUUCUUGGAGUUCACGCCGUCGCUCUUCUCCAGCAGCAUGAAGGAUUGUGGUCUCAUGAUCUGCAGAUAAAAUAUGGACUCCUAGGAGAGGCAAAAACACCUUGCCACGAGUGCAGUACGCAGCAGAAGGUUCAAGUGGAGAUGGGAGCACAGGGCUUGUACAGACUAGAGCUGGGCCAUGAGUUUCACUGUGUGCAGGCCCCCACCUACAGCCACCAGGUUCAUCUGAAACAUGAAGUGAGUGCAUCUUGGAUUUCCUCCCAGAUGGAAGUGAACUAUGGGAAACACUGGGAUGAAAUAAACAACAAGAAGAAACUGCUGGUCAGCCAAGCCCUUAAGAAUAGUUCCAGUUCAUCUGUAGUCAACUAUUUCAUGGAGUUUACCGUGCAAGUCCUGGAAAAACAGGUGAAAUAUAGAACCCAGCUGCAGCACUUGCACUCCUCUCAGGUGUAUUUGCAGAGCAGCACCAUCUUUGAGGUGCAGUACAAUGACCAUGUACCAUUUGUGGCUGGGCUGCAGUGGAAGGAUGCAUCCAGAAAUGGCCUGAAAAAGUGGGAAGGUGGCUUCAAUAUAGACACCCCAUGGCUCUAUCUGUACACAGCCCACAAACUGCACCAGCCUCAGCAUUCUGCUUAUUUACUGACAUCCAAGCUGACAGCUGGAAAAGCACUCUCCAUUAAAGACCUUGUACUGGAACUAUUCUAUAAGGAUCAAGGCAAUGAGAAGGAAGGAAGAGUUCACAUUUACACACCAGCUACCACAUACCUGCAGGCAUCCACACUUAAUCGUCUUGGGAGAAAUGUUCUGCAUAGCUAUAGUGAAAUGAUCUCUCUGUGGAAUCAGCUUGUGAAGAAUGAGAUUCAUUUGGAGAAUAAUGAGCGAGCCAAACUUCUCUGCUUUAAGAUAAAGAGUACAAAACAGGAAUUUAACUUCACAGCCAGCUAUCAGAAUCUGCCAACGCCUAAGAAGACAAACUUUUCUGUGAAGAUUGUAUGGAGAGAUUAUAAAAGUCUGCCUGUCAUACUGCAGUGUGAAGGUCAGAUAAAAGAGUUGAGGAAGGAGAAGAUGCUCUAUCAAAAACGUGCAACCCUCCAUUUCAGGCAUCCUUUUAAAGUGCCCUUUUUGCAGAGCUUCCUUCUGCAGGAGACAUUUACUGUUGACAAAAAGCAAAAGCACUAUUUCAUGGAAACAAAAGUUUUGAUAAAUGGGGUGGAGGAAACAGUUCAGACCCUUAUACUUGGUUACCAACCUGAAAACCCCUAUAUUUGUGCAGGCUUAACUCAUCCUUAUAACUACUGGAUGUUUCCCAAAGAUGUUGAAAUGUGUGUUUUAACUCUAAAUCAUCAAAAUGUGAAGCAUGAGCUUGAGACGGUCUUAAAGUUAAAUAAGGAAGAUGUUUUCAGUUUUCUAGGGAGGUAUCAGGACAAAUCCAGUGAGGCAGAUUUUAGACAUCUUUUACACAUGGAUGUGACACACUUAUUCCAGCUUGAGUUUCCACAAGCAAUGGGCCUAAGUGGGGAGCUGUUUUCCAGGCAGACUAAACUGGAACACUUUGACUGUGGUGUGAGUGUAAAAGUCAUCAUCAACAAGAACAUGUCUUCACAGGCCCAGGCAUCUGUGAAGAGUUAUGGCGAAAACAGUAUCAAUGGCUCUCUUCACCUUCAUUCCAAUGGAAAGGAAAUGCUGAUGCUGGAGGUCGAUAUGAACAAUGAAAACAGGAGGAAUGCCAGAACUGUUGAAUUGAGGGCUUUUCUCCAUCAGACACUCCUGACAAAUCCAGAAUCAGUACAGUUCCAGCUCAUGGGCAAAGUAUUUCCAUCAAGACUUCUGUUAUCUUCUGACUUGAAGCUUAAUGAAAAUAGGCUUCACAUGGAUUUCAUGGGAGUCAGGGAGAAGAAAGUUGGUUUGGUUUUGUCCCUAAAUGGAAGAGUCCAACACACUUUUACUGGAUUAAAGGCCAUACCUCGUCUCGUUUCUCUAGAUGGAUUACUGAAGUGCAAAAACAACAUUCACCAUGGUAACAUCAAUGUGAUGGUCAACAAAAGACUGUAUGGACUGCAUGUCAGAAACAGGAAUGUGUUUGGGAAAAGCAUUGUGCACAAUAUCACCAUUGCCAUUGUUCAGAAUGGCAGUCAGGCAAUCCCAGGGGAGGCAAGACUGAACGGACACCUGGAACUGAGUAAAGAGGAGAAAAGGGGGCUAGCCAGCUUCCAGGUGGAUGAGAAAGCUCUUUCUGUAGAUUUUUUAAAUAUCAUGGAUCAUGAGCAUGGCAGAGUCAGUGGGACUUUCACACAUAAUGUCGACUUUUUAAAAAAUGCAGGGUUACCUUUGGAUGGCAUUCUUACUGCCACAUGUGAGCAUGGCACAGGAAAUCACACCAUUGCCAUUGUUCUGCAGAGUGGCAGUGAAAGGAUUGCUGCUGUGUUUGAGGAGCACAGACUAGCCACAGAGACUCCAACAUCCCAGCUAUCUGUGAUCUUAAAGCACAACAUCUCAAAGAUAAAAAAACUUGGGAUCCCUUUUGUUUUAGAAGCUGCUGGCUAUUAUGAGAAUUUCUCCAGAAAGAUUGCUGUGGGGAUAACAACCACAGUGGAGACACAGCAGCUCAAGAUUGAAAUAGAAAAGAAAGCCACUGACACUGCUAUGGAAAUUUCUCUUUUACUUCACCAUGAUGUGGGAGAACUGAUGGACAUUUUUCCACGUGUACUAGAGGUUGCUUGCAGUGCAGAAUCUGCUCACAAACAACUUUCUGGCCUUUGCAGUGGUGCAAUUGCAUUUCAUCAUUUUGAGACUCCAGCAAGACUUUCACUGAAUGGCUCAAUAUUUACCAGCAACUUUACUGUCAUCCUCUUUGGACAUGUUUCUUUUCAUGAUGUAUUUGCCUGCCUGCAACUCUAUGCCACCACUAGCACCCAUCCUCAUUUAGAAAUCGACUUCCAGCAUUCUUUGCCUUCACUUCAUUCUCUGGGAAUUGCCAGAGAGAACCAGCUGAAGGUGUUAGCCAUGAGAAGUGACAAGUACAAGGGCAUCCUUGGUAUUGUCCUUGGGCCUUGCACUUUGGAAGCUGAUGGGGAAGUGAGCCUGGCAAGCAAUGAGACAGGAUGGGUACUUGCUUUCAGAAACAAGUGCGUCAGUCUAGAGAGGAUGGGAUUGCCUCAUGCUGCAGUCUUGGGGGGCUCAUUUCGACAGAACAUCUGCAACGUGGGCUUGUUAGUGAACCUGCAGUGUGAUGGCAGAGCAGUGCAUGUGCAGAUAGACACCUCCUGCCAGCAUGAAUAUACACUCCAAGGGAUGCUCAGGCAUUCACUUCCCUGGCUCAGCCAGCUUGGGCUGCCUUUUGAAAACUCUGUCCUAUUCUCUGCAGCCACAGACUCCACCACAGAGGGCAUUUUCCUGCUGCAGGCUGGCAGAUGCAGACUGAGGGCUAGAGGGGAUUUCUGUGUUCAGAAUAAAGCUGACUGGACCCUGGAAACAGAAACAGAAUGUCAACUUCUACAGGAUCUCAGUUUCCCAACUCAGUCACGUCUCACAGGAUCCAUUCAGAAAGACAAGUGCCAGGCAGAGCUGCUCUCUGUCCUGGAAACAGAAGGCAAAACUGCCCAUCUUGAAGUGAGAGCAGAGUGCAAGCCAAAGAUGGCUCUGGAAAUUCAGUUCAGGCAUGACCUCCCCCAGCUGAAGGAAAUCCCAAGGGAAAAUGAGCUGUCCAUCACUGUAUGGAAACACUUAAAGUAUCUCAUUGGAGUUGGAAUGAAAUUGGGUGCCUGUGAGCUUCAAAUCAAUGGGGACUUUGACCCUGAAAAGAACCUUCAGUGGAAAAUGCUUAUAGAAAACAAAUGCCAAACGAUUCAGGAUCUUGGAGCACCAAUGAAAAUUGAUGGCUCAGGCUACCUCUGGAAGGAUAAAAUGAACCUAGAUUCACAGACACUGAUCAUUGUUGAUGAAAGUAAAUUCCGAGGCCUCCUUAUACUAAAAGUCACUGAUGAAAAGCAAGAGUUGGAUGCGGUGCUAACCCAUAACAUCCAAGGAGCUGCUGACAUUGGCAUUCCCAUGAGGAUGCUACUUGAUGUCAUAUCAGAAAAAAAAAGUGACUUCUAUAAAGGAUUUAUUCAUUUCUGUGUGAACAGCAAGCAAAUUACAGAAGAACUGAACUUUGUCCAGAAGUUCGAUGUUGUUUCUCUUAACUACAAACUGACUCAUAACAUAGAGACAUUGAAGACUCUGCAAAUAAAAGACAGGAUUGAAUUGCAGGCUAUCUUGAACCUCAAAGUCAUCAGAAGCUUUAGUUUGAAAGUGCUUUAUGGUGCACACCUAACAGCUAUUGAAGGACAAAUCCAGGAGUCUGAAACAACUACCAACUUAACAGGGAAUUUCCAUCACUCUUUGCCAUGGCUGCUACAAGCCAGAGUCCCAUCAUCUUUACAGAUAGAUCUGGUUUUUCAAGGGAGAAACACUACUCAAGAGAGAUACGUGCACAUUGCAGCUGGAGAAGAAUCAAUCAUGUACAUAAUAAACUCUUAUUAUGUUGGUCACCAAGUGGAUCUCUUCUGCCAGAGUGUGCACAGCAGUGAGGUACUCCAGGCAUCUGGCUACCCUAAAGUAAUUAACUUGAUUUUCAGCUUACAGAAAUCAGAAAACAAAGCCAAGACGGUCUGUGAAAUCCAAUAUGAUGAGAAAGACAUAACUGUGACUGUGGAUGUUGACACAGACUCUGAACACUUUGGUAUAUUUGUGUUCAUGGCAGAGGUGAAGCAUUCAAUAUCACUUCUCCAUCACCUGGGACUUCCCUUCUUUCUUAAGAUGACAGUUCAAGAAGUCAUGACUGAAAAUGAAACUGAAGGUGCUCUGAGGCUGACCUAUGAACAAAACAAAAACUUCUCCUUUUCCAUCUGUAGAAAAAAAGACCAACAAGGUGAAGAGUUGAAUAUAAAAGCACUCCAGACUCAUCCCUUCCUUCUACAGUACUUCCCCUGUGCAGCAGAACUGUCUUCUAAGGUUAAUUAUGAUAUGAGCGAAGCAAAAGGCAAACUCUACCUCAGGAUGGAAAAAAGGGAUUUCAAUGUUUCAGCAAAGCUAACUUUGACUGGAAGCAGCUACACUAACGCCAUUGAAGUGACACAGACCAUGGCCCAGUUUAAAAUUCUUCCAAGGCAACUUGUGUUCAUGACAAUUUACCAAAAAGGCAACAGAACUCGUCUGCUGAGGCACAUUGCCCUGUGGGAUGGCAAAGAGAUAAAGCUAACAGGCACUUACACUGGACUCUUCCCAAAGCUGCAUGGAGGUCAUGGCAUUCAGGUUGAACUUCUCCAUCCUCUCUCCAUCCCUUUUCCACGGCAUGCCUGGGUCAACUUAUAUGUGAAACAUUCAGCACGCAGUCACCAGGAUGAUCUUACUGUCAUUUGGAAUGAGACAGACAAGAUAUCAGUGUCAUCCUCUCUGAAGUUUGGAAGACACCGGACAAGCUACAGAGCUGCUGUUACCCACCCAUUUAAUUACACUCUGAAGCAACUGGAGGUGAAUUCCCUGUCAGAAAGAAGGGGCAGAAAGUACAACCAGCAGCUGCAGGUCUCAGGGAAUGCUGGGCAGCCUGCUCACCUCCAGCUGGGCCUGGAGGACAAAUCCAAGGUGGACAUUACUGCCUGGGGUGGCUGUGUGACACUCUCUACAGGCCAGCUUCAGAGAAUAUUAAGCAUGAGACACCUGCAUGCAUGUGGAUCUCUAGAGCAAAGACCAGCACUGUUUAAUGAAUACCUAGAUCUGAACUGGGAUAACAAAACAUUCAAACACAAUUUCACAUAUGAGAGAAAUCAACUCUUGUAUCCUGAUAAGUUUCAGUUAGAAGCUGUUCUGGAAAAUAUUUUUCUGAGCCCAUGUACCAAACAGAAGAUUCUGGGUAAAAUGGAAACAAACUACUGCUCUUACCUGGAUUACUAUACAAGCUUUGAGUUCUGUGACCUUCCAAAUGUAAUUGUAUUAUCUGGAAAGCACCAGCUCAACAAAGAUGACAUCAUUUUGCAGUCAGAGGGCAGAUUCCACCUUGCUGAUCAUGGGAGAGAUAAGGGGUUGAUUGGAAUAUCCAUAAAGAAUCAGAGCACUGCUGAUAUAAAGAACUACUCUCUGGAAAUUGAAGUGAGUUUCUAUUUUACUUUACUGACACUGGGGUUUCGUUUUCUGCUGCCAUCUCUCUCUCAAAUUGAUCAGGUGCAGGCAGUGACUAUAAAACGGCAGGCAACUCAAAACACUCCUGGUUUCUUUAGGGCUGUCUCUAAAGGAGCAGUUAGGCAGCAUCCAUGCGGUGUGACUGACAGACAAAGGCAGGCACCAAUAUUAGUUCUCUGUGGAGCUGUCACAAAUAAAGCAGGCAUGUUCCCGUUAAGAGCCUUUGAAGAUAUUUGGCUAGGCCUGACAGGAACUGCUGCUUCCUCAUCUGUCCAGAGCCAAAUCCUGGUGGAGGGGAUUAUUGAUCAGAAAGAGAAAGUAAAAGUAGCUGCUUCGAAAGGAAAGGAGUGUUUUCAGUACUACAUGGGGUAUCUGCAAGGGGAUUCGGAAGAAGGAAUGGAAGUCAGUGCUUGUUCUGAUCGGCAACAGAUGGCUGCCGUUAACACCUAUCUCAGUAUCAAUGGUAAAAGGCAGGAAAACGUGGGACAAGUGACUGUAGCAGCUGCUAAUGGAAGCUUGAGUUUUCUGGCCCAUGGAUGUGGGGAUCCAAUUCUUAAGGCUGAGAACAAGUUUAAUGAAAUUGGGAGCCUUUUGAAAUCCACGCUGAUAGAGAAGAUAAAGAAGUUUGAUGGAUGCCUGUCAAGAUUCAGGAGAUCAGUGCAGCAUGUUGGUUUCCUGUCUGAAGCAGCUGGCUGGCCUUCAAUGGUCUUGCAAAGGGCAGCAGGAUUCCUGCACAGUGGGGGUACAGCUGUCACCCAGGUGUGGAAGCAAAGUGGAAUCGGGCACAUUCUGAGAAGCAGGAUCCCACUUUACCUGGAGAAAAUUCAAGAUAUUGUCCAGCAAAUGCAGAAUGAAUUACAAAAGCCAUUAGCAACUUUGAAGGAUGCUUACUAUGAUGCAACCUUGAAGCCAUUGGAUGAAGUCUGGAGAGAGAAGACAGAAGAGCACAUGAAGAAAAUCCAGGCUUUCUUACCCAAGAUUGUAAAAGAUGUGUGGCUAAUGGAACCAAUCCAGGUGGCGUUAAAGGUUAUGAAAGCAGGCUUGGAUAUGGCUACGCAGCAGGUGCUCAGCUGGGCAGAGGCCGCGUUUUCCAGAGCUGUGAGCAAGAUCCGGAAGCCCUUGCUGAACCUCUACAGUUUUUCACCCAGCAACUGUUCGGUGGCAGGAAAGCUGCCAGUACUGCCUAAAGGAGACCUGUCCCUGCAGCUGGCAAAUGUUACCACUUACCUCAUUGGAGAAAAACUAAUGAGGCCUCUGCAAGACCUCUACAAUCUCAACAUACUUGCAGAGUACUAUAGAUUCAAACGGAGGAUGAUGGAGAGCCCCUUUGAAUAUCAUGCUAUGUUAGUGGGGACCAAGCAUCUUGUGACUUUUGAUGGAAAAAUGUAUGAUUUGGCAUCAAAGUGCAGUGUACUUCUUGCCAAGGAUUUUAUUCACAGUGCUUUCACUAUAAUACUAAAUGAGGAAACCAGGAACUCAAGAUCACUGUAUGUGGAGAUGAACCAGACUGUGAUCACUAUCUACCCACGACUAAAGAUAUCCAAGAAGUAUAACUUCUCCUUCACUGAAGAGAACUGCCAAGUUCUGGAUCAAUCCCUUGAAAACAGUACCAUGAAUUCAAGGCAAGGAACCAACAAAAUAGAAGUAUCUGAUCAGAAAGGAGUUUCUGUCUCCUGUGAUUUUCAGUAUGAUCUCUGUACUGUCACUCUGGCUGGGUGGCACCAUGGUAUUUCAGCUGGGCUUUUUGGCACCAAUGAUAAUGAAGCUGGAAAUGAAUGGAUGGUGCCUAAUGGUUCCUUCACUGACAAUGUGAAAGAGUUCACACAGAGCUGGCAGGUGAAUAAGUGCAGUCUUGUACUGAAGAAAGAAAAGCCAUGUCCAGUUACAGCUAAGCAACACAUCUGUAAAAUGUUCUUUGAAGAACCACAUUCACUUCUUAGGAACUGCUUCAGAGUUGUGGAGCCCAAGCCAUUCUACACCAUGUGUACACAGGACACCUGUGACUCUCCGGCCUUGGGGGCUGCCUGCAGCUUAGCAGCAGCUUUUGUUCAUUUGUGCAACCGGAAUUUUGUCCCUGUGGAAAUCCCUCCACAGUGCUUGAACCAGUUCUGAAUGGCAGAUACCAGCCCUGAAGAUUGAAGAACCAUUUUAGCACCCAAAACAGAACAGUUAUUUUAGGUAGACAAACUAGAGGCAGGAACAGGCAGACAACAGUAGAAGAGUGAAUGCAUUACUGUUAACUGUGAACAUAAUGAAGUGUAUAUAUAGUAUAUAAGGAAAGCUUUCCACCAAGAACUCCCGAGGACAAGAGAAAUUAUGUCAAUAUAUUGACAAGAAACUAUAGUCCACCAAAAGAAAUUGGACAUGAAACUAUCAGUUACUCUAAAAAAAAUUUCUCCCAUUCAAUGGCAAAAUUGCCUCUCCACGAGCCUUGAACCAUGGCACAAAUACACUGAAAAGCUGAGAGAAGCUCUCUUCCAGCUCAGAGUAGUACAACUGGACUACUUUGUGAAAGCAGCCAUCAUCAGGUUGGGUCAGCAGAAAUGCUGACUUCUUUUUUCUCCAGAAAUGAAACUCCACUGCUCAGCAGUUCUGGAGAAAGUUAUCUAUCUUUUUCCAGGGAAGUGCUCCAACACACAAGAAGGCUAAGAUAGAAAUAAGAUGGGUAAAUAAUGGAAAGCAGUUAAUAAUUUCCUCAUUUUUAUGCUAGUUAACUUUUCCCUUAUUAAUAUACACACUGUUAAAUAAGAAAUAGCCUUUUUGGUUUCUGUGCACCAGUUUCACAUUUUCCUUUUGUGUCUUUACAAUCCCCUUGUCAGCAGUCAGCUGAUGUGCUGGGAAAAGGUAACCAAUAUCUACCCUACCCACGAAAUAACAUUAGAGUGUUAUAGCUACUGUUGUGUGUCUCACCUGUUAAAUCCCUUUCUGCAUUGUAGGUCACUUGAUUUAAAAAUUACAUUACCUUUCUCCACACAGUGCCUGGAAUGCAGCUAUUCCUUGGUAAAAGGUAGCACUGCAAAAUCCAUCCAAUGUCUUUGCAUAAUAUGCAAACAUUGACAUAAUGGUGUUCUGUACUAUGACAUCAUGCUAAUAAACAUUUGACUGUCUUAUUUUUA
Molecule: messenger RNA, 14758 nt
Organism: Oenanthe melanoleuca
Lineage: Eukaryota; Metazoa; Chordata; Aves; Passeriformes; Muscicapidae
Gene: APOLTP
Exons: 73
Coding region: 1926-13754 (3942 amino acids)
Biological process (GO): lipid transport
Molecular function (GO): lipid carrier activity
Source: RefSeq, a predicted model, not a curated record